Oncorhynchus tshawytscha (Chinook salmon) is the source of this 634-nucleotide messenger RNA. RefSeq names its product PHD finger protein 21B-like. The transcript has 8 exons. The coding region runs from base 11 to 634 and encodes 207 amino acids. Lineage: Eukaryota; Metazoa; Chordata; Actinopteri; Salmoniformes; Salmonidae. The record is from RefSeq and is a predicted model, not a curated record.
CCUACAGAAAAUGUCCUUCAUGGUGGCUCUUGGCCUGGUCACUACAGAGACACUGGAAGAGAUCCAGACCAAGAGACAGGAGAGGAAGAGGCGGAGCACAGCCAACCCAGCCUACAGCGGCCUGGUCCAACCAGAGCGGAAACGCCUUGCAUCAAAUUACCUGAACGACCCACUCUUCCUGUCAGUGAGAGCCACUGGGGACUACAGAUGGAAGGAAGAGCUGGAGCACGACGACCACUGCUCUGUGUGUAAAGGGGACGGAGAGCUGCAGCUAUGCCACAACUGCCCCAGAGCCUACCACCCUGACUGCCUGCACCCACCUCUCAAAACACCGCCCGGGGGUCUGGGUUUGCACCAAGUGUCAGAAGAAGUGAGAGAGGGGGAGAAGAGGAGUCUGCUCAGGAGGAAUGUAGAGCUGAAGAAGGAGUGUGCUCACCUGGAGGAACAGGACCAGCAACUCAGCACGUCCCUCACGGACCAGAAGCUCAGCAAGUCCCUCACGCAGAAGGUGAUGGGCGUGCGGGAGCGUCUGAUUGGUCAACAGAGGGACACCCAGUCCUCCCUGGAGCGUCUCAAGGCUCUGAUGACAGCUCGUCUGAUCCAAAGAGACCAGAUGAUCCAGGUUAUGCCAUGA